AUGACAACAUCUGCAGUGGCAAGAUAUGUAGUCCAUCAUGGUGAUCAUGAGAUUUACGAUGGGUUAGAGGACAUCAUCAGUUGCGGAUAUCUGGAGUUGAAGGAUCUGCCUGAUCCUGAGAUGGACAGCUCCCGAAGCAAUCCGAACAGCAAGAAGCCAUACACUGAUUUACUUCUCCUUGUAUGGAGAAUGCAGAAGAAACAACAGCCAUACAUGCUCCUCAACUCAUGGCAAGAGGUUGGAAUUCAAGGUUCCGCUUUGGUGUCAGUGGGGAGACAGUUUGAAGAUGAAACAGAUGUUCGAGUGGAAGAAGCUCAUCCACACAAUGAUGUCCUCUCUCUCAAGGAAGUGUAGGGAACUUGAGAUGGUAUGCUUACCAAGUUUUAACAUUGCAUGGAGAUCGGCGUUGGCUUGUUUCGCAUCAACAGGGUAAGCAGGACAU
This is a messenger RNA of Magnolia sinica, 442 nucleotides long. RefSeq names its product ribonuclease II, chloroplastic/mitochondrial-like. The coding region runs from base 1 to 354 and encodes 117 amino acids. The record is from RefSeq and is a predicted model, not a curated record. NCBI's taxonomy places the organism in Eukaryota, Viridiplantae, Streptophyta, Magnoliopsida, Magnoliales, Magnoliaceae. The transcript has 4 exons.